Molecule: messenger RNA, 792 nt
Organism: Babesia bovis T2Bo
Lineage: Eukaryota; Apicomplexa; Aconoidasida; Piroplasmida; Babesiidae
Product: Thioredoxin family protein
Exons: 4
Coding region: 27-788 (253 amino acids)
Cellular component (GO): cytoplasm
Molecular function (GO): oxidoreductase activity
Source: RefSeq, a predicted model, not a curated record
UUAUAAUAUCGUAAUUCAAUAUAAAGAUGGCUCCCAUAGUCGAUAUAUUCUCUAGAUUCAUUUUGUUGUGUGUAUACGCAGUCCGUAUAGUUACGUGUCUUGAGGAGCAUUCCAUUGUGGAAUGGGCGCGUGAUUCCAAUGGUAUAGAAUUACUAUCUAUCACAGAGAGUGAAUAUGUGCCUAUAUCUCCACACAACGUAUCGAAUGAUGGCGAUAAUUCCAGCGUUUAUGAUUCCUUGUCUAUAGCAUCAUUUGAUGCUCCUACGGCUUCUGGGCUUUAUUGUGCAUAUGAACCUUUGGGUAUAGGUCCCGUUUCGAUGGGUGAACUAUCUUCUGCCAAAUUAGCUCUCAGGAAGGGCUAUCCUGUUGGCUACAUCCGUGGUCACGGUAGCUUCGUUGGCGACUUCUCGGGAGUUGACGCCAAUAUAUCAAGAUUUGGUUUAUUUGGUGGCGGCGGCUCAGGUUCUGGAUCUUUAGAACAGUUGAUUGAGGAUAACAAGACUUCUGGUGGCGUCCUUCUGGUUGACUUUUAUGCUACGUGGUGUCGUCCUUGUGAUACUAUGAAGGCUAAUUUGAGUAUCAUUGAGAGUCGUUACAAGCCUGGUAAGCUUGUGAUUCACAAGAUAGACGUGGAUCAAAAUGCUGAGCUCUCUGCAUCCUAUGAGAUAACUGCGUUACCUACAUUAUUGCUCUUUAGGCGUGGCGAGUUGGUUAAGCGCGUUAGGGGUGUCGUUGACGUUUCCACUUUGAUGGGUAUGAUCAAUGAGGCGUUAGAUGAUGCAUCAUAAGUGC